Messenger RNA from Canis lupus familiaris (dog), 2526 nucleotides. RefSeq names its product THO complex 5 (gene THOC5). Gene Ontology annotation, cellular component: THO complex part of transcription export complex. NCBI's taxonomy places the organism in Eukaryota, Metazoa, Chordata, Mammalia, Carnivora, Canidae. The coding region runs from base 301 to 2385 and encodes 694 amino acids. The transcript is spliced from 22 exons. Gene Ontology annotation, molecular function: mRNA binding. The record is from RefSeq and is a predicted model, not a curated record. Gene Ontology annotation, biological process: mRNA export from nucleus; positive regulation of DNA-templated transcription, elongation.
CGUCUCGGACCUCCGCGUCUCGCUUCCGGCCUCCGCGCCUCGCUUCCGGCCAGCCGCUCUAUUCUUCCGCUUCUCUAUGGUGUACAGGAAGAAGUCUGUCUGCCGCCGGAAGCGGCUCGCUGCCACCGCGGGUUCGGGACUCCGAGCUGUGUUCAGCAUUAUUUCAGAUCGCCCAUGUACCAUCUAAAGCCCCACGCCUAGGUCAUCUUCAUCACCUUCCCCAGUAGAGUGCCUCCUGUGUCAAUGUCCACAGCAACCCCUGAGGUCUUUGCUGUUUCCUUCUGACCUCACCAAACAACCAUGUCAUCAGAAUCGAGCAAAAAACGGAAGCCCAAAGUGAUCCGAAGUGAUGGAGCUCCAGCUGAGGGGAAGCGUAACCGAUCUGACACAGAGCAGGAGGGUAAAUACUACAGUGAGGAGGCUGAAGUGGACCUGCGGGACCCUGGCAGAGACUAUGAGCUGUACAAGUACACGUGCCAGGAGUUGCAGAGGCUCAUGGCUGAGAUCCAGGACCUGAAGAGCAGAGGAGGCAAGGAUGUGGCAGUUGAGAUUGAAGAUCGGAGGAUCCAGAGCUGUGUGCACUUCAUGACUCUAAAGAAGCUUAAUCGAUUAGCCCACAUCAGGUUGAAGAAAGGAAGAGAUCAGACACAUGAGGCCAAGCAGAAAGUAGACGCCUAUCACCUGCAGCUCCAGAACCUGCUGUAUGAGGUGAUGCACCUGCAGAAAGAGAUCACCAAAUGUCUGGAGUUUAAGUCAAAGCAUGAAGAAAUUGAUCUGGUCAGUUUAGAGGAGUUUUAUAAGGAGGCUCCUCCAGAUAUUAGCAAGGCUGAAGUCACGAUGGGAGACCCUCACCAGCAAACCCUUGCACGUCUGGACUGGGAGCUGGAACAGCGGAAAAGACUGGCGGAGAAGUACCGAGAGUGCCUGUCCAACAAGGAGAAGAUCCUCAAGGAGAUUGAAGUGAAGAAGGAAUACCUGAGCAGUCUCCAGCCUCGCCUCAAUAGCAUAAUGCAGGCUUCCCUCCCAGUGCAAGAGUACCUGUUCAUGCCGUUCGACCAGGCUCACAAGCAGUAUGAGACAGCUAGACACCUGCCACCUCCCCUCUAUGUCCUCUUUGUCCAAGCCACUGCAUAUGGGCAGGCCUGUGCUCAUAUGAAAUCCUCCCAGCCCCCUAGACAGGAUAAGACGUUGUCUGUGGCAAUUGAAGGCAGUGUGGAUGAAGCCAAGGCUUUAUUUAAGCCUCCUGAAGACUCCCAAGAUGAUGAGAGCGACUCGGAUGCUGAGGAGGAGCAGACUACGAAACGCCGGCGACCCACACUGGGAGUUCAGUUGGAUGACAAACGCAAGGAGAUGCUGAAGAGGCACCCGCUAUCAGUCAUGCUGGACCUGAAAUGCAAAGAUGACAGUGUACUUCACUUGACUUUCUACUACCUCAUGAACCUCAACAUCAUGACAGUAAAAGCCAAAGUGACGACCGCCACGGAGCUGAUCACCCCCAUCAGUGCAGGUGACUUGCUAUCUCCUGACUCAGUCCUGAGCUGUUUGUAUCCGGGGGAUCACGGAAAAAAAACUCCAAAUCCAGCCAAUCAGUAUCAGUUUGAUAAAGUUGGCAUCCUGACUUUGAGAGACUAUGUACUUGACCUAGGUCACCCCUAUUUGUGGGUACAGAAGUUGGGUGGCCUCCACUUCCCCAAAGAGCAGCCCCAGCACACAGUGAUUGCUGACCACUCGCUGAGUGCCAGCCACAUGGAGACAACCAUGAAACUGCUGAAGACCAGGGUACAGUCCCGCCUGGCCCUCCACAAACAGUUUGCAUCCCUGGAACAUGGCAUUGUACCAGUUACCAGUGAUUGCCAGUACCUAUUCCCUGCAAAGGUGGUCUCCCGCCUGGUGAAGUGGGUGACAAUUGCCCAUGAGGAUUACAUGGAGCUGCAUUUCACCAAGGACAUUGUAGAGGCGGGACUGGCUGAGGACACUAAUCUCUACUACAUGGCACUUGUGGAAAGAGGCACAGCCAAACUCCAGGCUGCUGUGGUGCUGAACCCUGGCUACUCCUCCAUCCCACCCAUUUUCCAGCUCUGUCUGAAUUGGAAAGGGGAGAAAACCAAUAGCAAUGAUGACAACAUUCGGGCCAUGGAGAGUGAGGUCAACGUGUGCUAUAAGGAGCUGUGCGGACCCCGGCCCAGCCAUCAGCUCUUGACCAACCAGCUGCAGCGCCUGUGUGUGCUGCUGGAUGUCUACCUGGAGACUGAGAGCCACGAUGACAGUGUGGAGGGGCCCAAGGAAUUUCCCCAGGAGAAGAUGUGUCUGCGGCUUUUCAGGGGUCCCAGCAGGAUGAAGCCAUUUAAAUAUAACCAUCCUCAAGGAUUCUUCAGCCAUCGCUGACCUCCCACUUCGCCUGUUGUUGCUCCUUAUGCCUGAAGUGCUGUGCCUCUACUUUCUGCUUUGGCCCACAUGGGGCUCUUGAUAUUCUCCAAAGACAGUUUUUUUUAUUUCUAGUCUAUUAAAGUGUCACUUGACCAAGUG